AUGAACAAGUUGCGGAAAGUACGGGGAAGGUUUGGUGAUAUGUUGAACCCCGAGGAUGCCUUUUUGAGUUACUAUGACGUGCGAUUGACAAGAGAGGACAUGCAAACUCUCAAGAACGACUGGCUCACAGAUAAUAUUAUUUCAUUUUGGGAGGAAUACCUCGAACACGAAUUUCUUACCCGCUACAAAUCAUCCAACAUCAUCCUCCUCCGCCCAAGCAUGUCCUUCAUGAUCCUCCAAACGCCGGAUCCACGAACCCUCCGCGAAGCCCUCCCGGAUUUCAGCAACGCCACUCAUGUCUUCCUACCCAUAAACGAUUGCCGCAAUGUCAACGAAGCAGAAGGAGGCACACAUUGGUCCCUGCUAUUGAUCUCUAUCGUUGACCGCAUCGCUUUUCACUAUGACUCGCUAUACCAAGGAAACGUCUGGGAAGCAGAUACCGUCACCCGUAAAUUCGGAUAUCUCUUAAACAUGCCAAUCCGCUUUAUGCAUUUGAGUGAUUCGCCCCAACAAGACGGCGGCAGUGAUUGUGGCGUAUUCGUCUGCAUGAAUAUGCGCCAUCUACUCAUGAAGCGUUUGCUACAGGCUAGCGCGCAUGAGAAAGUGAGCAUGAGUCUUGGAGGGCGGAAGGUCGAUGCAAACGCUUCUCGUAAAGAGAUGGCUAAGAUCAUUGAAGGGUUCCGGAAGGAAGGCGAGCGUCGGAGAUCAACGAGCGCAAGUCCCAUGGGCAAGAAAUCAAGAAGUCCCCCUCGUGUCGAUUGA
Messenger RNA from Penicillium canescens, 762 nucleotides. Its product is annotated as Ulp1 protease family protein. Gene Ontology annotation, molecular function: cysteine-type peptidase activity; deNEDDylase activity. The coding region runs from base 1 to 762 and encodes 253 amino acids. The transcript is spliced from 7 exons. NCBI's taxonomy places the organism in Eukaryota, Fungi, Ascomycota, Eurotiomycetes, Eurotiales, Aspergillaceae. The record is from RefSeq and is a predicted model, not a curated record. Gene Ontology annotation, biological process: proteolysis.